AUGUUCUAUUCGGACGCGCUCCUCGGCAAGAGCGGGCCUCUAGUCCGCGUCUGGCUCUCUGCCAACCUCGAGCGCAAGCUCUCCAAAACGCACAUCCUGCAGUCCAACUUGCCCGACAGUGUAGAGGCAAUCAUCACACCUGGCCAGGCCCCGAUGGCCCUUCGUCUCAGCGGUCAACUGCUGCUUGGUGUCGUCAGAAUUUACAACCGCAAAGCUCGCUACCUGUUGGAGGACUGCAAUGAGGCUUCCAUGAAGAUUAAGAUGGCUUUCCGCUCAAGCGAUAACCAUGAUAUCCCCGCCGCAAACUUGUACGCCAACAACCGCGAAGCGCUGCUGCUGCCUGACAAGAUCACUCCACUCGACAACCUCGAUCUGCCCCCGCCUCCCGAUGCUGCCUGGCUCUUGUCGCAAAUGGACGAUGUGACGGCCACACCUGUGGGUCGCAAGGGCCGUGUCAGCAACCGCGAUAUCAACUUGCAGGAGGACUUCAACAACAGUCAGUUCCUUAACCAGGCGGAUAAUCUCGACGAUGAGCUGGAGUUGGCUCCGAUGGAGGAUCUUGACUUGGAGCUCGACUUUGGCAUGGACGUUGACGAGCCUAUUGGCCGGAUGGACACCACUAUCGAAAUGGGAAGAGAAGCGCCUCUUGCUCGCUCUGUCGAGGAUGACAUGUUCAGCGAGCUCGACAUCAUGCCUCGCGGAAAGGACCAGCCCGAGCGCGAAGCAUCCUUGGGAUUGGACCUUAACUUCGGCGACGACAAUGUCCGCAUUGCUGACGAGGAGGGCGAUAUCCAAAUGGGCGACGACAACGAAUUCCAGUUCCCGAUCGCCGAUCAGUCAGUCGUUCCUGGCGCUCCUCUCGAGAUGGGACGCGCACGUAUCUCUGAAUCCCCGCUCUCAGAGAUCGACCCGGAAUUUGCAAGGGAAGUCGAGGAAGAGUACUCCCGUAUCCAGCACACCGAUCUCUACGAGCCAGACGAAGACCAGGAUCAGUCUGUUGUUCGACACCCCCAACGCGCCAAGAAGAGGAAGGUACUUCUGCCCGAUGAGCAGACCAUGCUCUCCAGCACUCACAUCAAAGACCAACAAGCCAACCACGCGAACAUCUUGAGAGCGCAGUCAUUCUUGCCCAAGGAUCCCUUUGUUCUCGCCUUGAUGGAAAUGCAGAAAAACGGCGGCUUUGUUAGUAACAUUAUGCUCGAGGGACGCGGAGUCAACUGGGCGCCUGAGUUGAGGGGCAUGCUUUCGCUCGAGGCCGUUAGCCGAUCUAGCGAGUUGAAGAGAAAGCGGGACAGCGGUAUCGCGGAUGUCGAGAGCGACCAGGGCGUCUUGUCCAAGUCACCACGCAUCGACGUCGAGGAGGAAGAUGCAUUUGCUGUUGAGGACGCCGGCCUCGGCAACCAGAGUAUUGCUGCUGACGGCACUAUUAUGGAGAUCCCGGCCGACGAGGAGGGCAUGGGCUUCGGAGGAGACGACGACACCGCUAGACCCGUCUCGCGCGAGGCGAGCCCCAUGCCAAACUUCGACGACACAGUUGCUCCCAAUGUCCACCCUCAAGACAGCGGACCGGUUUCUCUUGGCACCAAGCAUGCCGUUCACGUGCUCAGGGAUAUUUUCGGACCCGACGCGGAGCACGAUGCCGAUAAGCGAAAGAAGAGCGCUGUUGUCUUCCAAGACUUGCUGCCAGAGAAGAGAACGACAAAGGCAGACGCGACGAAGAUGUUCUUUGAGUGCCUCGUACUCGCGACCAAGGACGCCAUCAAGGUUGAACAAGGCGAGAACCUCGGCGCACCUAUCAAGGUCCGCGCAAAGCGCGGUCUCUGGGGUGCUUGGGCCGAGCGUGAAGCUGGCGGUGAGAUCGCAGAGGAGGAGGAGGCCAACCAGCCUGAGCCAGCUGCUGUCAGUGCACCUGCCGUGGCUGUGGAGGCAUAG
Messenger RNA from Colletotrichum karsti, 1932 nucleotides. Its product is annotated as double-strand-break repair protein rad21. Bases 1 to 1932 code for a protein of 643 amino acids. Gene Ontology annotation, cellular component: synaptonemal complex; cohesin complex. The transcript is spliced from 2 exons. The record is from RefSeq and is a predicted model, not a curated record. Gene Ontology annotation, molecular function: protein binding; chromatin binding. Gene Ontology annotation, biological process: mitotic sister chromatid cohesion; replication-born double-strand break repair via sister chromatid exchange; synaptonemal complex assembly. Lineage: Eukaryota; Fungi; Ascomycota; Sordariomycetes; Glomerellales; Glomerellaceae.